UGCAAUUCCACAUCAACUGGGAAACUCCGCAGGAAGCUUUCCCGCAAAAGCUCUGAAAUUUCAAGUGUCUUCAGUAGAGAGGACAACUCAACUCGCUUCCUUCGACGAAAGCUGCAUAAUUUUCUGCAACAAUGAAAGGGCUUAUAGCUUUGUUGGCUAUUUGUCUGUUGGGAAGACAGACGGAGGCUUGGGGCGGACUUUUCAAUAGAUUUUCGCCGGAAAUGCUAGCCAACAUGGGCUACGGAGGACACGGAGGCGGUGGAGGCGGCGGAUUCCGUACCGGGGAUGAGGGAAUCCUGGAGGAGUUCGAGGUCGACAGCGAUGAUGAUCCUUGCUACAGGAAGAGUUGCACCGCUAACGAGCAUUGCUGUCCCGGACAAGUUUGCGUCGACGUUGAUGGAGUCGUUGGAACUUGCUUGUUUGCUUACGGAAGACGCGUAGGCGAACUCUGCCGCAGAGACAGUGACUGCGAGUCCGGAUUAGUUUGCACCGAAUCCGAGCAGACUUCCUCUUCCAGGAUCUGCAGACCUCCUGUCCAGCAGGACAAGCAGUACUCCGAGCCUUGCAACAUGUCCAGCGAAUGCGACAUAUCCAGAGGACUUUGCUGCCAGCUCCAACGUCGUCACCGACAGGCCCCACGCAAGGUUUGCUCUUACUUCAAGGAUCCUUUGGUCUGCAUAGGCCCAGUCGCUGCUGACCAGAUCAAGAAUGCCAUCCAGCAUACAGCUGGAGAGAAGAGACUCACCGGUCUCGCGGCUUUCAAAAGACCCAUGCAUUAAAUUUAUUCCUCUGUGUGUAUCCUAAUAUCCAACAAAAAAAUUCCCCUAAAACCUAUAAAUGUAUAAAAAAAAGGAAAUACCUUUGCAUCUACCUAAAUAUAGAGAAGAGAAUGUUAACGCCCCCUAUUAUUAUCUUAAGACAGAAGGCAUAAAUUCUCUACGAUUCACUUAAGCUUCAGUUUACGAGAUUGAAAUUUUCGACAUAAAUUCAUUUCGAAACUUUUGGUUUCUGCAAAUAAGAAGAGGUGAUUUAUUUAUUUAUUUUUAUUAAUUAAUUGUGUAAUGUAUCAAAAACAUAUCAAGCAAAUAUUUAACGAGGCUGACUAUUUUGAUUAACUUUUAUCUUUUUUUUUGGAAUUGAUGCCUUCGUAAUAUAUUUUAAGGAGAGAUGAGUACGUAGAUGUUAGAAGUCUUUUAAAUUAUAAAUGUGUAUUUUGGAAAGGCGCGAAGGUAUACUUCCAGCCGCAACGAAUUUGCACCUGACUUCGAAUCUUCCCUUAUCCGGGAUUUGAACAAAUUGCUGCGAUUGGAAGAACGUUCUUCUCGCUUCUAAUCUCCCAUUAAUCUAAUUAAAAAAACUAUGGUAUAUUCAUAUACACAUAUAUAUAUUAUAAAAAAAAACUGAGGUAUUAGCUGUACACGAAAUAUAAGAAAAGUCAUUGGGCCUAGUCCUAACUAGUAGAUCGAUGUAAUUGUAACUAAAUGUGAACAAAACGUGAAAUACAUAUCUUUAGGUUUAGGUUGCGCAACGCAAAAAGAAUACUUAUAUUACAAGAAGAGUCUAUAUAUAUACAUAUUUAUUGUGCUUCUUAGAAAGACGCACAAGAAAAAGAGGAAAAAAAUACUUAUCUUUCUAACUGUGAUUGUUAUGUUGA
This is a messenger RNA of Nicrophorus vespilloides, 1654 nucleotides long. RefSeq names its product ITG-like peptide. The transcript has 5 exons. The coding region runs from base 132 to 779 and encodes 215 amino acids. The record is from RefSeq and is a predicted model, not a curated record. Lineage: Eukaryota; Metazoa; Arthropoda; Insecta; Coleoptera; Silphidae.